AUGCAGCGAGACGAUCGCUCUCGGGACACCGAGGGCUCUGGUUCUCGUCGCCGGUGGUACGAGUCUCGCGAUCGCGAUCUUACUCCAAGAGCUGGAGAUCAGGGAGACUCACAACACUCACGCUCGUACUCGCGUCAGCAACCGCCAUACCAGCAACAACCACAACCACCUUAUUCACCCAUGUAUCAAUCACCAACGCAGCAACGACAGUAUGAUCCUCAAAGACAGGAUCAAUUCCAAAUGUAUCAACAGUCACCACAGCAAAAUUCGGCAUCAACACCACGACCACAGCAGUAUCAGUAUCAGUAUCCGUAUCAAAACCAGUAUCAUCAACAGCAGCAGCCCUACUACGGCGCGCCACCUCAAUCGAUGCCUGAUUAUAAUAGUCCUCAACAACAUAACCCUCAACGCCCGCAAACACCUUCCAGUGUCUUUUCAUCCUCCAGUGACACAUCAACGUCGCUGCUAGAUAUCUCACGAUUCAAGGAUACGAAGGAAUAUGGUGGCCUACUUGGCACAUUUUUCAAGGCGCCCUCGGAGCGUGCUAAACAGCGUCUCCACCGAAAAAAAAGUAAGAAGCGCCGCGUGCUUUACUUUGGCAACUCUUCUUCUUCUUCCGUAAACUCUGAUUUGGCUUAUGGAAACGGCUACGUGCGACAACCCAAGAGCCGUACCUUAAGCCCCCGAAGUCAAAGUCGUGUUUCUGGCCAGGGUUACGGAUCUGCCGCCGGCGUCGGCCCUGGCGCGAGCCAUGGACGGCGACGUAGCUCUGGAGGGUCUGAUCGUGCUGCACGAUUGACUCCUAAGAAAAAGAAGACUGCCGAUGAGGAGAUUAUGGCUCUUGGCCAGCAGCUCUCUAACCUGGCACGUCUGUCCAAGGAGGAUGAGCAGCGUCAGGCGCGCAAAGCAUCAGGUAAGGGCAAAGGUAAAGCGGCUGCCUUGGGACUCGCAGCUGGCGCCGCCGGCGCCGCUAUGGCUUCUCAAUAUGGCAAAGAGAAGGACGGCAGGAUUAUGAAUGGGCUGAAGCAGCGUGUCGAGUCUUCAGACGAUGAAGAUGAGUGGGAAGAUGCUUCCGAAGACGAAGACGAUGACUCUUCAAGCAGCGAUGGUGCUGGUUCAGCUGCCGACUCGGAGCUUGCCUAUGGGACCGUUGCAGAGUCUAUUAAGCCUGCACUCGGUGCCGCAGCAGCCGCUGGAAGCGCCGCAGCCGCAGCAGGCAUGGCAGGCUCUCGAAGACAAUCUAGUUAUGGCUAUGACUCGUCGCCAGAGUAUCGGAGACAUGGUGACAGGGGCUCUGUCGUUGAUCCCCGUCUUUUUGGACCCUACAACUCGCUGCGAGGAUCAAUUAACACCCCGUGUGGGUUCCGAAACGAUGAUGAAGCUGUUGCAUACCGCCGUGAUUCAGCCAAUUUCGGAAACGGGACACCUAUUCACAUGCGAGAUAUGUAUUCUGAUCCUAACCGUUACAACGGAGAGCGGUUUUCGGCACCUAUCGCACAACAGGAUCCGUCAGCCCGACCUCACCCGGUCCCCUUGCAACAACCAGUCCCCAAAACUCCCGUGUCUUCAAAGGUUUACGAUGCUGUAAAGGUUGAUGGUACAAACCGCAAAAACCAUCGUCGGCAACGAUCUGAACAACCUGAGGAAAAGGACUGGGGUGGAGUCGCCACCGGUGGUCUUGCGGCCGCAGCAGCAGCAGCAGGCGUGGCCUUGGCCACCUCUAAGAAGGAUACUCGUGAGUACCAUGACGAGCAGCAGCGUGAUCGCGACGAUCGAGAGAAUCAACGCCGAAUCGACCGGGACCGCCAGAGAGCUCUGGAACUCGAAGAGCAAAAGCUUAGAGAGCUUGAGCGUCAAAAACUGCGAGAACAACAAAGGGCGCAAAACCCCGAAAGCGAGGCAGACCGACACGAGCGAUUGGAGAAGGAACGUGCACGAAACAUGAGGUGGGAACGUGAAUACCGCGAAAUGGAACCCGAGGCUAUUAUUCCCAAUUAUAAUAAUGAGCGAAAAUCUUCACGAUAUAAUGAUCAUGACGAUACCCCCAAGGAUAGAAGUGAGAAGAAGGAGAAGAGUAAUGUCGAUGUAGUGGUUGCCCCCCAAUCGGAUCAGAACGAGGGGAGACCAUUCGGGAUCCAGUACGGUCCAGAGUUCCAACUUGAGCGUGAGCCCACAGUCCAGGCUGGGACCAGCGAGCGCAAGGCUACACGAAAUGGUCGCGACCUUCCUCUAGCGACUAGUGCAGGCCAUCAGGCUGUGACGGAAUCGACCAAGUUUGCACACCACGAUAUUGAUCCUUUCCAAUAUCAGGUUUCAGACGACGCUUUUACCAUGUCUCAAACUACUACUCCUGGACGACCCCUUACACCUAAUGUAGUUACUAUCGAGCGCGAGCCCAACUUUGACGACUCUCCGCCAAGAGAUUCAGCCGCCGAUGCUCGACUCAGCCGCCGCGACUCCUUUGAGAUUCAGCGCAUGGUUGAAAAUUACCAUCGGGAGUCGCAAGGCGCAUCGCAACGCCGCGACCCCCGAGACGGUCAUGAGUAUGAGGAGGAGGAGCACAAGGCUAGGUCGAUUCUUGACGAGGCUAAGCACGCCACUGUUCCUGUAGCAGCGGCUGCAGUCGCAUCCGCAGUGGCAGUUGAAAAUGAGCGAUCACAAGAGCGGCGAAAGGGUCGUCCCUCGGAAGACAGUUCUCAGGACACCUCGCGAAGAUGCAAAGAUGCUGUUCAGGAGGAGGCAGAUCGAUACUACCGUGAGACUAAUAUCGCCCGAAAAAUUGCUUCCGAUGAGAUACGAUCACGCAGCGCUUCACCCGAGCGAUCCGUGGUUGACAAGUGGCAAGAGAGCAAGAACGAAUCAUUCACUAUUGUCACACCACCAGCCAUGGAAGAUAAGCACCCAGAGAAGAACAUCUACGAAGGUCCUGAUGCAGAUGUGAAGAUCGACAACAAGAUUCAUCCUCGAGAAGAACACCAGUACCGUAAGCUUGACAAUGACUCUUCAAGAAGGAACGUUUCGCGAGAGCGUCCGCUUUUGAACUUGAUCUACCCUACCCCUGCCGUGAGCCGUCAGCAUACACCGGCCCCCGAGGUGCGAAAGGAGCCCGAGAUUACUGAAGCUGUUGCCAAACCCGAAGAUUUCAGUAUCGGACCCAAAGGCGAGAUCGUCUCUGUCAGCGAGCCAGCUUCUGCGGCUAAGUCCGUAAGCUGGGGAGAGAACGAGACCAAGCGCUUCGAUGCUGACAGCCCCGAGAAGAGUGAUAAUGAGAACUAUUUCCCUGCCGAGAAGGCUGUCGAGAAAUCUCGACCUAAGCUGAACAAGGCGAGCCGGUGGGGUAUUCUUGCUGCUGCACUGGCAGGUAGCAGUGCUGAGCCACAGAACGAGCCUGAUGUCGAAGUCGACCCCAAACAAACCGAAAUGCCCGGAGGUUACUCAUACUCAGAUGCAGGAAGCAGCGAUGUUUCCAUUCGACGGGCCGAAUUCUAUGUUGAUGACAUGAACAGCUUUCCUCCCGUUGUUGGCACUAAGCCUGCAAGCCCACAGCAAAUGCCUGGUCGCUUUGCGGAUGAUUUUGAGUUUGCUGCUACUCUCGCUGCUGGAUUGAAGGACACUGGAUUCAACCCUGACAUCGUCAUCGAUGAUCCGUCUUACAGCCGACGUGACUCUCCUCCAGGUGUCCAGGAAGCAAACGGCGAUUCCCACAGCGGAUCAAACGGUAACGCCUGGUAUAAGCGACCCUAUGCUGAGGUAGCCCCAGUACCUGUCGAUGCGCCAAAGCUUUUGCCUGAGCGGGGAUUUGUUCUUGGAGAGGUCGAGACUCCUCAGGAAAAGACAGCUCUGCCCUACGAGAGUGAGCGCAACAUCAAAUCAGAUGCACCAAAGCCCGAAGAUGUGCCACUUCCCGACAACCACCCUGAUAGUCCAAAGCCCAACAAACAAGAAAAGGGCAAGCGAGAAAAGUCUGACGUUGUUGUCGUUCAAGACGAUGGGAAAAUCGACACUGACAGGGCCGAGCUCGAACCCUCUCGUGAGGUAGGCGAGGCGGUAUGGGAAGAUAUCUCCCGCAAGAAAAGUAAAAGGGAUCGCAAAAAGGAUCGUAAGAGCCGUGACUUUGAAAAUGAAUGGAGUCCUAGUGUCUCAGCUCCUGCUCCGCAUGAGUCUCGAUCAGACUAUGAUCGGGGCAUUUCUCAGGACAAAGGUCAAGACCAUGACAUCAGUGUAUCUGAUGUUGCCAAGGUGGCUGUGCCUGCUGCACUUGCCCUAGGUGCCAUCGCCUCUGGUUCAAGAGAUGCAUCUUCUCGUGAUAAUGGCACUGAUAUGCGCGAUUCUCGCGAGGAGCCACGCAAGCAGCCGAAUGACGACUACUACUACGAUGGCGACAGAUCUCGUGUCUCUGCACCUGCAGAGCCUUCCCAUCACCGAAAUUCGUCCAGAGACGUUGCAUCCUGGGAUACCCGAUCAGACGACGAGCACGACUCGUCCAGACACUCAAGAAAAUACAAGAAAGACCGUGAUUCGCGAGACGAAGGGACCAUUCGAGAGACCACAGAUCUAGAGAUCGUUCAAGAGAUCGUUCAAGAGAUCGUUCAAGAGAUCGCUCAAGAGAUCGCUCAAGAGACCGCCGUUCCAGAGAUCACCGCUCGAAAGAUCGAGAGGCCUAAGAGAUCGAAGCGCCAUCCCUACGGAUAUGACUCGCCCACCCAAUCGAUGGCGGCCUCUGAAAUCUCCGUUGCCAGUUCUAGCAGCAAGAGAAGUAAGAAGUCCAAGCGAAGAAAUGGCGCUGGAGAUGAUUACGACGACUCAAGAGACAGCUCAUCACACCGCAGGCACGAGUCUUUUGAUGACAGGGAUGCAAGCUCUGUUAUCUCUGAGUCGCGUGGACACCGACGAACACCGUCUCGAUAUGAAGAUGACGAUGCGAAGUCGGUCGCGUCUGUGCCUGGCUCAUCCCGCCGUGAGAAGGACUACAAGGAACGUAGAACACCCGAGAAGCGACCAAGCACAAGUGUUCUUUCCGGCCUCUUCAAACCACGCAAGGAUAAGAAGGAUUCUUUUUUAGGUAAUGCCGACACCCUUGGCGCGGGUGUCGGCUUAGCGACUGCAGCAGACAUUUAUGCAUCUGAUGCUAUUCGCUCUAACGCCGCUGAUGCCCCAUCAGACCGAGAGCCUUCUGCCUCUGGUGAUGGGCUACGCCAUGUGCGAAGCUUCGAACUGGUUGACCCUGAGGUCAUACCGCGCGUUAUCAAACCAGCCAUUGACCCUCAAUAUGGCGACCUCCUUCCUCUACCCCCCAGUGAACCUUCUAGCCCAACUUCUUCUGUCUCCGGCGAACUACCCCCUCUUCCUGACAGUCGACCUGAUACUCCUCCUGAGGAGCGCGGUGCCCGCCGAGAACCAUGGCCUCAGCAGCGUCGCCGCAGUAUUUUCGAGACACCUAUGAAGUCCCCCAGCCGCACCGCUGUUCCCAUCGCACUCCGCCUAGGUAACAGAUCGUCAAACCCUGCCUCUCCUGUGAGCUACAGGGCUUCUCCUGCUAGCUCCCCUAUUAUCUCGCACUCGGACGCGGUGGUCAUGUCAAGACGACAAGCUCGACCUACCUCUUGGGAUAACAGCCGUGAAUUCAUGCCUCUGUAUCUCCUUGAACAAUCGCGACAUCCAGCACCCACAACAGGAUCUGUACUUCCUGCGCUGCCACCUAGUGAGCCCAGCGAGACUUCUGCAAGAAACUCACCCGAAUCUGAAUUCCUCAAACAGAACGAUGAUUACUUCGGCGAAGACCCCGAGUAUACUGGACCUGAUCUGCGCGUUGACACUGUUCUCUCUGAGCAGCAAAAGGACUCUGAUGCCGAAUCACAACAGACGACCCCUCGUGCCGAAUUCAUGCCUGUGCUUCCAGAGCCUACACCCUCUGUCCCUUCCAACGAGCCAACCCCUGGCCUGUCAGAACCUAAACUCCCAGAACCUACGCCUACUGCAGCUCCUGACCCGCCCACGCCUUCUUUGGCAACCCCUAUGGAGUCUGGCAGUCGGGAUAUGGCUAGUGAUAAGCACUCUGCACCACCCCCCUUCGAUGCUGCUGCCAUCGCCGUUCCUGUCGGCUUGGGCGCCAGUGCUGGUUUAGCUGCUGCUGCCCUUAUUCAAGCCAGGGACCCUGCCGACUCGCCUGCAGAGAAACCAGAUGAUCUCACCUCUGCCGAUGAGCACUUUUCCGAUGCCGUUGAAGGUCCUCUCGAACAGACUUUAUCCGGAGAAGAUGUUCCUCGACCACUCUCAUCUACCGUGGACAGAGAGCCCACUUCUGAGUUCAUUGCCAAGUCUCCUUACGAACUUUCUUCCGAAACUACAACUGGAGCUUUCACUACCCCUGUCAACGAGCUCGUUGCCGAUGAAAUUUCUGACGUGACGUCUCAUACUGAGCUUGCUGCCGAAAGGACAAUUGCCAAAGAAGCAGAGGAUCAGGCCGCCAAGGAUAGUACUGAUGUCGUUGAGGCUGCGACUGAGCCUUCUACUAUCCCUAUCAACGAGCACACAACUGAGGAGCCUGUUCAAGCCAAACCCGACACUGACCAUGCAAAUGAGACGGCUAAAGAGAUUGAAGAGCCUUUAACCAAGGAGGUCGGUCUUAUUGAUACGAGCGCAGCCGAACCUUUUACCGUUCCCGUCGACGAGCCUGUUACUGAAGCAAAUGCCAAGUCCGACACUGAGCUUACAGCCGAAGAGACAAUGGACAAUAAGGCAGAGGGGCAGGUAGCUGGAAACAUUCACACUGCUGGUGAACCUGUAAAGGGGACCGUCGUCACCCCUGUCAGAGAGCCUACUGUUCAAGAGCCUUUGGGUGCGUCGUCAAACGCCCAGUUUUUGGCUGAGGAGGCAAACGAAAAGAUCAUCGACACCGCUGCUGAUGUCAUUGACACUUCGACUGAACCCUUUACUGCUCCUGUUAAUGAGCCCAUUAUCGAAGAGCCUACCGUUCAAGAGCCCCUGAUUGAUGAAACAAAUGAAAAGGUCACCGACAAUACGAUUGAUGUCAUUGGUCAUUCGACCGAAUCAGUUGUUGUUCCUGCCAAUGAGCCUACUGCCGAAGAGCCUACCGAUAUCAAGCAUGGUGCCGAACCUGUAGUUAACGAGGCAACAGCCAAAGAAUUGGAGGACCAAGCUGCCAUGGAUGCUGAAUCUGAAGCUGCUGCUCAAGCUGUCGCCGAAGCCGAGACUGCUGCACAGGCUGAAGCGGAAGAGGUUGCCAAGGAAGAGGAGGAAAUAGCUGCUCUCAAAUCCAAGAAGGCUAAGAAGCUCACAAAGGCUGAUAAGACUCGCUUGAUGACCUUGAUUUCCCGCUCAGUCAAACGAGCUCAAGCCAAGGCUGCCGAAACUACCCCUGAAUCAGAUACCAAGCCAAUGGCAGAGCCUUCUUUGGAGGAACCCGUAAUUGAAGUGCGUGCUGAGACACAGAAGUCCACUAUCGAAGUCGGCACCACAUCAGCCAAGAAUCUAGUUCCUGGCGCUCUCGAAAGCGUUCAAGAAGCCGAGUCCGUCAAGCAAGACAUUGAACCUACAUCUGUUGAAUUGACGACCGAGGGACCUUCUCGGGAACUCACAACAGAGCCUAUGGUUGAGGAUGUUACUACAGUCGCCCCUGAAUCUUCACCACUGCCAGCCAAAGAGCUAGCCACUGAGCCUUUGGCAGAUCUUGUUCCCGAAACAGCUGAACCUUUUGAUGCAUUGGAGAAUGAAGCAUCUAGUCAGGGUAUUGUCGAUCUUCCAAAGGCUACUGAUGGGCCCGAUACCAUGCCCCAGCCUGAACUGGUUGUUGAGGAUGUAUCGAUCACUGAGCCCAGGAUCGAAAAUACCAAAGAACAGACCGACGACUUUGUUCGCGAAAGUGGUAACACCUCCACGGCACUUGCUCCCGAUACUAUGAAAGAACCUGAAAUGGCUCCAUCCGUCAACGUCCCUGCUGAAUCUACUGCUGAAGUUGUCGAACCCGCUGAAGCGAAGCCAGAACAACCUGUUGCUGAGCGUGCAGUGAACGAGAUCACCACUGAAGAGUGGAACAACAUGAAUGCGAAGGACAGAAAGAACAUGAAGAAGAAACUCAGGAAGCAGGGACUCGAACCAAUUAUUCAAGACUCAUUCGAACUUCCAGCUCCUGCUGAUGACUUGAGCAAGGACGACAAGCCCUCCCUGAGUGAAGGGGUUAAUGCGGACGACAAAGCUUCGGCAUCGAAGUCAGUUACGGCCGAACCCGAGACCCAAACUCCAUCUGUAUCUGAGCUCGUUCCCAAAGCUUCCGUCGAGCCAUCUAUCGUUGCGGAAGCUGAGGGCGUCCAAGGGCCCGCUCUCCUCCAAGGAGAAGAGCACGUGAGCAUAGUGCCUGAAGAGCCACUUCGAUCCACAGAAGACAAUUUCUUACCUGUAGACAAGGAAUUGGCCUUCCAGACCGAAGCGGAAAGCACAGAGAAGGGACCAGAAGUCUACACUGAACCUGCAGCACCCAUAUCUGAGUAUGAGCCUGUAUCUGACGCCAUUCUUCCCGAAGAGACGGCUGCUGAGGAGUUGCCUGAGUCUCCGUCCAAGAGUAAGAAGAAAGAGAAGAAGAGCAAGACUCAGCAACCGCCUCAUGAGGAACCUGCGACCGGGGAACCAACGACUGUCCCGGCUGAGGACACAGCCAUAGAUUCUGCUCCAACCCCCCAAGCUGAGAAGGAGGCUUUUGAUGCUUGGAUUGAUCCGGUUGUCUCUAUCGAGAAACCCGCUGCUACUCCUGUCGACUUGCCCGCUGAAAAAUCCUCGACUGCUGUGGAGGAUUCCGUACAACCUUCUACGGAGCUGUCCGAGGACGCCCCUGACGAAACUUCUGUUGAUGCAGAUGCUUUUGAUGCUUGGGCCCAGCCUGACACUGUUGCAAAUACUGAUGUGCCUGAGCAAGAGCAAGACAAACCUGCUGAGACUGCUGAACAGCUUCCCGAACCGUCCGACGCGCCAAAGCAAGACGAAGACGCCAUUUCUUCUGAGUCGAAAAAGAAGAAGAAGAAGAAGGGCACCAAAACAGAUGAUGAGCCAGUGACUGAGCCUCAGGAUAGCAAGCCACAAGACAAGUCUCUCGCAGAACCUGAGAAGGCAACAUCCGAUUUGACCGAACCAUUCGUCCUAGCAGCCGAUACAAAGCCUGAGACCAUCAAUAACGCCCAGGCCGACAAAGCUACAUCAUCGAAGCCUGCUUUGUCAACCCCCAAGCAUGAUGGUGACCAGACUGUCGAUAGUGUCAAGAAACCGCGUGUUGACAAACCAGUACUUGCUGCACCAGUACCCAACACCGGAGAACUCGAUGAUCUGGAUGAUGUCCCCUACUCCCCCUCUUCUGGCAAUCAAUCCCCUUCCACCAGUGAUGUUCGGAAAGAUCGACAAGGUUACUUUCCUUCUUCCCUUCGCACAUUCCCUGGCGCUGCAGGAAUUUCGGCCUUUAAGAGAAUGUGGGGAUUCCAAGAUCAAGCAAGAGCGCAAAACCGCAUGCGUGAAGCUCAACCUGACGUUGCCAGGCCCAGUAGUGAGACCCAGCCUGAUAGUGUAAGCGCUGAGAAGUCAGAGGUUGCUGAGGCGAAGCCAGAUGUUCCCAUCGUCGAAGUGAACAGCGACAAGGCUGCUGCCAACAAACCCCUAACUUCGUCUGAUUCUCAUAUCUCUGAGCCACUAUUCUCUCAAGGGGAUGCGCCUGUAGAGGAAUCGCAAUCAACAACCAUUGAACUGGAACCUUCUCAAGGCGUUGAGCCCCAGAAUGCCACCGUGCAUGUGAGCGACGACAUCCCUGACAACAAGGAUGGAUCUACAGCUGUCGAACAGCCUGUGGUGAAGACGGAAGAUGAACCAGCAAGGCCAGCUGAAAUCACAUCUGAGACAUCUCGCAAAAUCCCCGAUGGAGCAAUUGAAAGCGAGGGUGUGAAAUCUGUCGAGAACCCAUUGAUCGAGACAAUUCCCGACUCAACUCAAGCUGUCGAGGGCAAAUUUGAUGAUACCGCCGAGGAUGCACCUAUGGAUACGACAAAAGACAAUCUCGAGAAGCCUGUCGGGAUAGCCCAAGACGAUACGACAGACCCUGUCGAAGCCGAGCCUGAACUGGCUACCGAAGAAGCGCCAGGCAAAACUGUUGAGGUUGGGGACACAAAGACUGCCGAGAAAACUGCUACAGAUAACACUGAGGGCGACGCAUCGGGUUCUAAAAAGAAGGCGAAAAAGAACAAAAAGAAAAAGAAGAGUCAAGCCGGCCAAGACGAGACUCCCGAGCAUGAGAACGAUCCAACUCAGGACCAGGUGAUUCAGGAAGCCCCCGUUGAGGAAGUUAUACAUAUGUCGAAUGAGGCAGACAACCAGGCAUUAGCCUCGGAAUUGGUGGCAGAAGCCCCUCGCGACGAUCCAGAGGAACUCAGUGCAACGGAGCCUGGAGCAAAGCCAGAAGAUACAACGGAAGGCAAUGUUAUUGACGCUCAAUCUGAAGUCAAGUCAGAAAUUGAGGAGAAAUCAACUGGGACUUUGGACCCAUCGCAAACCGAUGACAAACCAGUUGAUGAAGAGGCACAGGAAGAGGACAAGAUCGACAACGAGCCAACCCAAGUUCGAUCAAAGGAAGAGCCGCCCACGAAUGAGAAGCCCGAAGAUGCACCUGAGGCGCAGCCCGAAGACAACUCAGAAGACAAGCUCCAAAGCGGUGAUCAAUUACCUGAAGCCGAGGCUAUCAAACAGCCACAGAGCGAUCGCAAGCUGAUGGAACUCGAAAAUGAAGAGUCAUCCGAGACUAACCAUAUCGCUGCUCAAACUGAAGACAGGCCCACCAACCCUGAGGCUCAGCUGUUGCCACAAAUCGAUAACAAGUUUCAAGUCGAAGUAGAGGAACCGCAGCAGAUGGAUGGCAAACCUUUCGGAUCCCAUGCACAGGAGACUAUUCAGACUGAUGACAAGACGACCGAAAAUAAAAUCAAGGAGUCUGAUUCCAACGCCAAAUUACCACAAACCCAGGCUCCAAAGGAAAACGACAAUCCAGUUCAGCCUGAGGUCGUGGAACAAACCCAGACUGACGACAAGCCCACACAAGCCGACGGCAUCGAUGACAACGCAAUUGGUUCUGAAGCCAAGCGCCCGUUUUCCAGCGAGAAGCAGGCGAAUAAAGCAGUACCUGAGGAACCGUCUCAAGCUCCUCGGGAUGUCACCGCCAUGCCCUCAGUAGAUGACAUUUUGCGUCCAGCAACAUGGAAAGCCAGAUCACCAAAAGCCGGAUCGGUUGCGAUGAAAAUCAAAGAAGCAGAGAGCAAAGCUUUGCGUCAAGCGGAGGACGCUGCGGCCGCGAAGGACAAUGAAGAGAUCGAAGCAUUGCUUGAAAAGCAAUCGCGAAGAGGGGGUCGUCUCCUCAAGAAAGAUCAAAAACGCCUUGACACCCUUCAGGAGAACGUAGCUCAAAGGGUAGAGGCACGAGCGGCCCGCGACCCUUUACCGCAAGCUGCACAGGAGCCUACCAAUUCGACUUCUGUGGAUGCCGACAUCCAGAAGCCUUCCGAAGUGGGCGCUGAAUCAGCCCAGCCAGAGGAAGCCCGUGACGUAGAUGGUCUCCAGGAUACGGCCCCAGUCACUGAAGCGACUGCUGCUGCUGAGAAGCAGAUUGACAUUAGUGAAACCCAGCCAACAGAAACAUCGGGUGAAGCUGAGACAGUGGGCGUGAGUUUAUCGAACGAGGCCACGGAAAUCUUGACAGAUGCGCCUUCGGAGGGAAAGUCUAUGGACGACCAGGCCACCACUGAUACGGCACCAGCUGUAGAGUCCCAGGAGAAAACAACAGUCGACAACGAGGUAAUGGAGCCAGAGAUCAGUAAGAAGUCCAAGAAAAAGAAAAAGAGAAAAUCGGUAUCCUUUUCCGAGAAUGGGGAAUCGCAGGAUCUAGCAACAGAGAAUACUGAUACUCGCACAUUGGCAACUGAACCUCAACAGCCUGAUCAAAGUAUUGUCAACACUGAGGACACUCCUGUACAAGCAGAACCUGCUCCUGAAGAAGCUCCUGCCACUCGAGAUAUUCCCGAAGUUCUGGCCCCAGAGGACGCUGUGCCAUCAUCAGAUGCAAAAGAAACCGAGGCGCCCCCGUUGAACGACCCUGAAACUCCUUCAGCCGAGAACACAACUGCUGAAAGCCAAGCUGAGGGACCUUCAGAUGUUAUCUUGGACAAGGCUGAAUCUGAGCCUACCUCUGAGAAGAAGAGCAAGAAAAGGAAGAAAAAGAAGAAGGACACCCCCACAGAUGAACCAGAGAAGAAACCUGAAGCCGAGUCCUCAAAUCAAGCGCCUCCCGAGUCCACACCUAAGGUUUCUGACGAUGCCAAGGAUAUUGUUGGGCAAGAAGCAUCUUCCGGUACACCUAACCCAACAGACCCAGUCGAUGCUGAGACUGCAGAAGCGUCUCCUCUUCCCCUGGGAUCUGAAGCAGCGGACAUUUCUUCUGGAAUUCUCCCGACAAACGACGAGCAGGCGCAGCCACCUGAUGGUGAGAAACCCGUAGAAAUCUCUCCUGGUCAGGAACCAGCAUCAGCCAUCGAGGCUGCAGAAGAACCAGGUGCCGUAGUCCCCAAGCAAACCCUUAUCGAACAACCUGUUGUACCCAUCGAAGAACCCGAUUCUCCUGCAAGACUGUCCAAGAAGGAUAAGAAGAAGAAGAAAAAGGCAGAUAAGAAGAAGGCUGCACUUGAAGAAGAAUCCAAUGAGCCUAAAUCUGAGCCUACUACUUCUUUCGAAAAGGGUGAAGUUGAAGUCGAACCCGAAACAACCGAGCACUCGGCCAAAGAUCCCGCAGUCACGCGUGACGAGACGGCUAAGCAGACCGAUUCUAAAGAAACUCCCAAGGGAGACAUCACUUUGGAGGGCGAGAUUGCCAUACCAGCCAACGAAGCCAAAGUGCCAGACACCGGUAAUUCCGGAGAACUUCCUAGCGAAGAACCAGCUAGUCCUGAAGACGAGCGGGGUGGGUUUAGCCUCAGUCAAUCCCAGACCGACCAAAAGAACAAGGCUAAAGACAGCGAUUUUGAAAUCGUGCAGGACAUCAAGACCAAUCAUCCAACGCAGUCAGAGACAGUAACGGAUCCGACAAGGCAGGACGCGGCCGUCGUCGUGGAUGAGGCCCAAAGCCAAGGAUCUUCUGAAGGCACACAACGACAGGAAGACAAGACUGUAGCUGUUCAUCUUGAUCCUCCUGUUGAGCCUGAAACAAAGCUGGAGUCGGGACUGGGAUUGGGAAAGGAAAAGGAAAGGUUGGAAGAUGACGAGGAGUUUGCUGGCUUGUCGAAGAAACAAAUCAAGAAGUUGAAGAAAGCUCGAGCUGUGGCCGCCCCGGAAUCUUCAGUCGAAGCAGAGAUGCCAAAGGAAAGUGAAACCUCAUUGGAGGGGGCAGCGGAUCCUGCAACUGAAGCUGGCGUAGAGUCUGAGCCGAGCCCUCAGACUUGUGCCGAAUCUGCGGCUGAAACCACCACCGGGGCAGAGCAAGAGCUUGGUUACGAGACCAUGAAUGAUCCACUCCCUGAAAUUGAGGAGACUGUACCUAUAAUUGAGCCUGAUUUUGAAGCUGAACCCGAGUCCGAAACUGAGAAUCAAUUUUUGGACAACACCGAUAUCCAACCUGCGACAGAGGGCGCUGAUGCCGAACCCAACGUUGAUGCCGACUUGCAAACAAGACAACCCCAGUCUGAUGGACAGACAACCUCCGAGCAGGAUAUCAUUAUUCCUGCCCCGGAGGUUGUUUCUGGAGACAAUUUAACUGAUGUCCCUGACAAGAACUCAAGUACUAACCUUCCAGCUGAGCAUCAAGUUGUGAAGGAGCCAGAUUCUUCUCGCGUAGAGGACGCGACUGAGCCACCACAGACGCCCGGAGAACCCGUUGAGGGCAUUCGAGAUUCACACUCGCUCAUGGAGGCGGAAACAGGGCCUAUUAUCCCAGCCGAACUUGAGCAGACUGAUGUGGCUACCGAAAAUAUCCCAUCCUCAUUGUCAGACAUGGCAGAAAAGAUCACAGAGGCGCAGACUCCUAUGGAAGUGGAACCUUCAGAGCCGGCCGAGAUCAACCAGCCACUUGAGGAGGUACUGACCGAUGCUCCCGCCGAAAGCAUCGAUGAAAACCCCUCUGAGCAGGCGAUGCAAACCCCCCAGGAGCCUAUCCCGCGGUCAUUGGAAGACCCUGCGCAGUCGCCAAAUAAUGAAACUGUCAAGCCAGGGGCCACUUCUGAGCCUGCUGCUCCAGUUGGAACUACACCAGCACGUGAUACUCAAACCUCGUCUACUGAUGCAACAAAAUCGGCGGAACAAACGCCUCUAGACCUGCUGCCGUCGUCAGACCUUCCCCCCUCUACACCAGUCCUACCCGCAGACCCUGGUAACCCCCAACAGCGUGUGAGUGAACCCGCAGAGCCUGAAUCAACGGAACGAGACCUUUCCAUCACCAUUGAAGAAACGGCCCCCUCACCUGUUGCCCCUGAUGUUAUCACGAGCGAGGUCCCUGUAAUUCCUGACACUCAAGCUGUACCUAUUUCAGAGGAGUCAGACAAGUCAGCGGAAAGUAAUGUCGAGAAGCAACUGGAGGAACCCUCGCAGCCUCAUAAGCCAAACCCUGUCCCGCCGCCUGUCGUUACAGGUAGCCUGAUGGGCCCUUUGGACUUAGCUCUAAACGAAAAGCCAAUCGAGGAGACUGGUCCUUCGUCUUAUCGUACCACUAAUGUUGCUCCUAUUCCCGAACUAGAGGAAGCACCAGAAGCGGAGAUUGAAGCCAACCAAGACAUUUCAAACGAGGCCGCCAUUGACAAGGCAAAGAAAGAACCUGUCGAGCUGACAAAGGAGAAGCCGGCCAUACCUGUUGUCGAAAGCCAACAAAAGUUGAUUUCUCAUGACCAUCCUUUUGAGAGUUAUACGUCUCAGAGCGACCCGCAAGUGACGGACGAUAAAUACAAUGGGAAGACCCAAUCCUUGGAAGAGGAUGUGGAAAAGGAGGCAUUCGAGGAAAGCGCACCGAGCGAGACCAAUAUUCAAGAGAACCCAGACGCGACACAGGAUACCGCUCUUCCUCAGAUCGAAUCUAUGACGGAUGAUGUUGUCCCAGACACUGCUGCACUGCCAGAUUCCUUGGAAAAUCCAUCAGCCGAGUUGGCGGGCACCUCUGGUAUCAAUGAGUCUGAAAAGUCGGAACGUGGUGAGAAUGAGUUUACAACUAAAGAAUGGCAAUCUCUCGCUGGCAAGGAGAAGAAGAACAUCAAGAAAAAGUUGAAAAGAAAAGGUCUCGACUUGAUCAUCCAAGAUUCCUUUCAACCAACAACUUCUGGUAACGGAGUCUUGCCUGAAACUGGCACUGAACCAGAGCCUGUUCUCACUCAGCCAGAAGACCUCACCGCUGGAGUCACGGAAAAUGAAGCCCGGACUGAGCAAAGCCAGGAUGCAUCCUCAAGCAAGACAUCUGAUAAGCUUGCUUCCAGUCCAAAUGACAGCAACUUUGUUGUUGGCGCAAAGGAUCUCGAAUACGACGCGACAAGGGAGCAGGCCGAACCCACAAGCCAAACCACAGCCGGCCAAAAGAACGUCCUUACUGAGUCACCUCCGUUGCAAGACACGUCAGUGGCCAAUGAAGUCAAGUCAGAUAAGCAGAAAAUCAUUGAGGGUCAUGUUGUUUCUCCCUCAGAAAGCAAAGAUAAGGGGACGGCGGAACUCGAAGGCAAACACGAGGCUGAAGGGCCAGUCACACCCAAAGCUCCAAAUGAAUCUGAAAUGCCGUCAUCUCCAGAAGCACCUCAACAUAGAUCUGGGUCACAACGAGAACCCCCAGUUCCUUUGACAGCCAAGAACGCGACCAAUCAAGAAACGGAAACCGAUGCGACGCCUGUCAAGUUGAUUCCGGAAACAGAGGCCAAGUCAUCAACAUCACAUGAACCUGACUACCAAGUAACAACACCUCCGCCUACGAUUUCAGUCCCGAAAUCUCAGUAUCUGGAACACCUGUCUCCGAAACCAAUCAUGGGGACCGGAAGCGUGCCAGAAACCCACGAAGAUGUAAUUGCUGGCUCAGGCUUUGGGGAAUCCUCAGCACCAGCCGACCAGACGCCUGUUAUUCAGGAGACUUUUGUGACCGAAGAACGAUCAGACGUCUCGCUGAAAAAGAGUAAGAAAACAGAGGAAAGUCACAGAUCUGACCCAAACGAAGCUGAGACUCAAGCCCCUGGCGGCAAGGCAAACGAUGAAAUUGGCAAUGAUGUACAACAAGAAACUCACCCGUCUGUGGAGGAUACGCAGAAACAUGAAACGAACGACAAAGGCCAGGAUCGACCAGACGACAUCAUGACCAACCUACCAGCAAAUCAGAUGCCACCAUCAGUAGAGAUGGUUCAUCCAGCUCUUGAUUCACGAGAGACUUUCGAGAAAAGCGAGGGUCGAAAAGGAAACCAAGUAGUCUCUCCUAUCAUCGAUGACACUAACGCUCAGAUCCAUAUCGACAUGGCUCCAGCUCCCAGAGAUUUCGAAGAAGCAGAACAUACACGGAUUCGACCGGGAAGAACUGUUACUGAAAAAAGAGAACCAGCAUCAAAUGUUAUUGGGGAAGGCCGCGAGAACACAGUCCCAGCACUUGACACACAUGCUGAAGGCAGACCAGCCGAGACUGAGCGAAAUGUGAAUACCGUACCUUCUGGAGAUAAAAAGCAGAAGAAGAGGGCCAAGAACUCUGGCACUGCUGGCGCCCAACUCACUGAUUCAAACAACGGUCGCGUAAGCUCGGAACCUAUCCAGAUCUCCGAGCAACAAGAUAAGCCGAAGCCUACAGAUAUGUCAACGGCCGACCGUUCCGGGCAACAGAUACAGGACGAGCCUCUCGAACCUCUAAAACCCGAUGAGGACAAAUCCCCAAGGAAUGUCCCAGAGAAACCCACCUCCGGAUUGCCAGCAUCCACGCCAAAAACCACCUUCGAAGAUAUUGUAAAGCAAAAGCCUGGCAACGACGUUUCAAAACCCAUCAAGUCACCUGGUAGAUCAAGCAAAGGCAAGACCACAACACAGCCAGAGGGCAUUGCCAGCUCAAUAUUUUCCAUGGCCAGCUCGUUCUUUUCCCAGAAGGACAAGAAGAAACGAAAAGGCGACGUCACUGGCUCACCUGGAUCAGGACCGGCAUCGCCUAUUGAACAAGGUCACGAAACCCAACACAGGCUUUCGCAGCCUUCCAAGGAUACAUCUGCAAAUGUCAUAGAAACUGCCCCCGUCGUCGACGGAACCCCUAAUGCUGCCGGUAAUAGUUCAAAGGCAGAGCAAGCUGUGGAAAAGGCCGACACUGCAACUCGUCAACCAGCGGAGCAAGAACCAAAUACUGUACAGGACCCCCUUAAACAUUUAUCGAAGAAGGACAAGAAAAAAAAGAAGAAGGAGCAGAAGCAAGCUGAGAAUGAAGCCAAAACGACAGGAGAAGCCCUGACUGCAACGCCUUCUUAUCCGAUAGCCACUGAUCAGCCUGUCCAACGCAACCGCGAUACCGAGCAGUCUAUUCAGACUUCUGAGCCAACUCCCGAGGCUACCAAGUCACUUGAGUUUUCUACUUUGCCGCCAACCUCCGAAGUUCUUAUGCAGCCGACGCCUGACAUGCCCCAGAGUGCGGACUUCCCUCAACUUGGAGCUGAAGAAAAUAGACACCGAGGCCAAGAGUUACAGACGAACAAACACGACCUUGAGAAACCUGAGUAUGACUCGCCAAUCCAAUCCACAAUCAAUGGUGAUGCGAAGGAAGACGGCCAGGCAUUAUCUGCUGUCAAACAACCUCGAUAUAUCGUCGAAGGAACCUCGAUAACUCCUGUACCAAGCACAACUCUAGAGAGCAGGGAACAUACUACCGUGGACCUUGAUACGCCCACCAAAGUCAAGGACAUGUCUAUGAUAGCCGAGCCUCCUCUGUCAAGUCCUGUUGAUGAACCCAUUGCCCAACCUGCAGUGCCAUAUGUCCCUGAAAGCCAAGCCACUGGCCCUUUUCCCAUCGAUCCCCAGUCAACUUUUGCUAUCCCCAUACAGGUAGAAGGUGUCGACACCGCCUCGGACCCGAAUUUGUCGAAGAAAGAAAAGAAGAAGGCGAGGAAGCUAGCUUUGGAAAAGGAACUUGCAAAGGAUCAUCAAGCCUCUGACGCACCAGAUGCCAAGUCUUCUCAGGCCAGUGAGCCAAAAGAAUCAGGAGCACGAGACAACCAAAGCCCAUCAACGCCAGACAACACGCUGAAAUUGAAGAAAACGCCCAUUGAAGCGGACGAUCAAGAUAUUGAGGGCGGCCCCGAACCUGUUCAAGGCGACAGAAAGCUUAGUGCUCCAUCGGCAGUGGAACCAACACAGCCUGCGACAGUGCCUGGUCAAGGCAUUACCAAAGCUGAAUCUGAUUUAGCAACAGUUGUCGAGCCUUCUGGAAAAGGGAGUUUGCCCAAGGCAGUAUCAGACAUCUUUACAUUUGGACCAGACGCUUUAACAGAGUCUCCAAUGAUAGCCGCUCCUGUCGUGAUGCCCCAAGAACCUGGUGUGAUCCUGCCCGAAGAGAAGCCUUAUGUGCUUCCUCUACCCCCCCAGGACAAGCAUAUGGACACAGGAGACCGAUCUUCGAAACCCGCUUUAGCUCCUUCACCGAGUUUCAAGAACGACACAACUCGCGCUGGAGUUGGACUUGACAAUGCGCCUAUUGCGAGUACGAAAGAGAAGAAGAAGCGCCGGAAGGGCUCAGAGCAGGCUAUGUCACCCCCAGAGUCUGUACCUGAUGUUUCGCCAGGUGCCUUGACCGAGACAGACAAGCGACCAGCCAAGACUCAGAAAAGUGUAGGUGAUCGUACAGCCACUAUAGGGGACAAACGACCAAGCAAGCCCGAAACAUCUAUUUUUGCUAGAGUUACAGCAGCUGCAGCCGCUGCAUGGGGGACUAAGAAGACUGGUGACAAGACAACGAAGGAACAGGCACAGGAUGAACGGAAUGGUGGAGAAGGGAGGUCAACAGAAAGAGACAUUACUCAAGAUGAGCGUGGCGAGCGAGUUCCAGCUGACGGAAAAACGACAACCAAGGCCGACUCGUACGACAGCAAGUCGCCAACUACCGACGCCACCAAGGAAACUGGUAAUGAAUCCAAGGAUAAAGGAAGAGAUACUAUCGGGGAUUUGACAGACAAGACCAAGACCCCUGAGAAAAGGCUAAAAUUCUCAAAAGGCAUUAAGAGUGCCAGACAAUCAGCAGACGAAUCCAAGCAGCCAGAACGACAAGAUGAAAAGGAUAGGACACACGGGUCGCCCAGAGAUGCCCCUGCCAGGUUUGAACAAGAAGACAAGAAGAAAUCACGAAGAUCGCUGCCGGACAACUUGGACGAAGUGGAGAGCCCCGUUCUCGGCCGUGGCGAUUCAGAGUUGUCGAGAAGGUCGCCGCAAAAGCUGUUACGCCGUGACUCUGGCGUAGAUGAGCCCAGAGGUGGCCUGUUACAAGAAGACAGUACGACAAUCACGCCAACACUAGGCAUGGAAACCGACAUCAGCGACAUAUUAAGGUCGCCAAGCAGGCUUUUAGAGCCGGUCCUUGAGGUUCCUGAGGCAGAAACGGAACCAACCAGGGGUGCGUUCUCACCACCACCUCAAGUCAGACGAAACAGCGGCCCUGUUGGUGAUGCAUCGAGUUUUCACAGACGGAGCAGGCGCUUGAGUGAAGAAUCCAGGCGCGACAGUGUUACAGGAGAAAGGCCAACUUUAAGACGAAGCAAACCUCGCAGUCCAGAACGAUUUCGCGACAGCGGAAUAGAGACUGAGGGCUGGGAACAUCCGCAACCAAUUUUAGACCGUACGGUCAUGCAAACUCCCGAGCCAAAGCCCGAGCGAAGACUUCGUCGCUCUCCUCGAGGCACGCCGGUAUUGCGAGAGCCGACUGUACCAGGGCCAACUCCAGAGCCUGAGAAAAAGAAACAAUAUGGAAUCCUUACACCGGUAGGCGCUACCGUUACAGCGGGUGCGGGUGCGGGCUUAGCGUCAACGCUAUCUAGAUCUGGGCCUGGGCCUUCAACAUCUUCUUCAACUCCCACUCGAACGCCCACUCCUGGUUCCAACUCGAACUCUAACCCUGCAGCAUCAUAUGCUGGCCAAAGAAGUUUCUCCGACAAUGCAAGUCCUAUUCGGCGAUCAACACCUCGCCUUGAAAGCGCGGGACGUCGGGCUGUCUCUAACACGAGUCUCUCCCGUCGUCGAACACCAGAGCCGCUUAAUUCCAAAUCCAGGCCUGAAAGUCCAGGCAUCAACCGGUCGUCAGGCACCCCCACUCCACCGCUCCGCCGCGCCGAUAAGCGAAUGAGCGGUGAUCUGCGGUCUAUACGUCAACAAAACAACACCGCUACCGCUACCGCAACAGCGCCUGUCAGCUCCACGCCCGUCGCAAAUGAGGGUCGUGCCCGUGCCACCAAGGACAUGGCCGACGUCUACGAUGGCUUCGGUGAGGGGCGCAUCGGCUCACCUCGAUCGCCCACCAGGCCUCACAGCAUGCGCCGCCGACAGAGCAUGCAGGUCCUCGAACUCGAGAAUAGGGUUGAGCAGCUAAUGGCCGAGAACCGAAUGCUCACAGAAGCUCGUGCCAUGGCUGAGACAAGUUUGAGCCAACGCGCUGCCAAUAGUCUCGCCGAGCGCGACGCCGAGAUCGAUAACCUUAAGCAAUCGUUACAGUUCCUCCAGAACGAGGUUUCUCGACUUACUGAAGUUAACGAUGGUCUUGCCAGCGCCAACACUGAGCUCGCUAAUAAAGACACUGGUCGUGUAGCCGACCUCGAGAGCCGCAACGCGGUUGUCGCGCGUGAAUUGGAAGAGGCCCGCCGUGCCAAAGGAACUACUGAGCAGUCCCUUGAAGAGAAGGACGCUGAGAUUGCCGAUCUCCGAGCCCAACUCGACUCCGCCAAAGAAAAGAUUCGCGAGUUGCAACGUCAAAUACUUGAGGCCAAAGCCCAUGACGACCACUUCCUCAACAUUCGUGAUGAGGAUCACUUUGAUCACCGCUGUCAACAACUUUGCUCCCAUGUUCAACAGUGGGUGCUGCGAUUUUCCAAAUUCUCAGACAUGCGCGCUUGUCGCCUGACAAAUGAGAUCAACGACGAGAAAACAAUUGACCGACUCGACAAUGCCGUACUUGAUGGUUCCGACGUCGACGUUUACCUUCGGGAUCGUGUAAAACGACGUGAUAUUUUCAUGUCCAUGACCAUGAACAUGAUUUGGGAAUUUGUCUUCACCCGCUACCUGUUCGGCAUGGAUAGAGAGCAGAGACAGAAACUCAAGUCAUUGGAGAAAUUAUUGACCGAGGUCGGUCCCCCUGAAGCUGUGCGCCAAUGGCGUGCCGUUACUUUAACACUACUGGCGAAGCGCGAAAGCUUCAAACGCCAGCGCGACCUGGAUACAGAGGCCGUUGUUCAGGCCAUCUUCCAGACGCUAUGCAAGAUCCUCCCACCGCCAACAAAUUUGGAGGAUCAAAUUCAAUCUCAGCUACGACGUGUUAUGAGAGAGGCCGUUGGUCUCUCGAUCGAGAUGCGUACGCAGAAAGCUGAAUACAUGAUGCUACCACCUCUGCGACCCGAGUACGAUGCAGACGGCGAACUUACUGCCACAGUCCAAUUCAACGCAUCAAUGAUGAACGAGCGAAGUGGUAGCAUCACUACCUCAAAUGAAGACCUUGAGGCUCAGGGCGCAAUUGUCAGAGUCGUCUUGUUCCCACUUGUCGUCAAGAAAGGAGAUGACAAUGGGAAGGGUGACGAAGAAAUCGUCGUGUGCCCAGCCCAAGUUCUGGUCCCUCGCUCCAGGUUGUUCCCUGGAGCAAGUGACGGCGGAAGUACCUCUAUCGGCGCACGCAGUCAUAUUAGCCUUGUGACUGAGACAAUGGGCCAAACCGAGGUAGACUAUUAG
Messenger RNA from Fusarium poae, 21927 nucleotides. RefSeq lists its product as uncharacterized. Lineage: Eukaryota; Fungi; Ascomycota; Sordariomycetes; Hypocreales; Nectriaceae. Bases 1 to 21927 code for a protein of 7308 amino acids. The record is from RefSeq and is a predicted model, not a curated record. The transcript is spliced from 5 exons.